AUGGUGAUGAGGGAUUCUCUAAGUGUAAGAAAGUGCUUGCAUUGUGGGCUCAAUGUUCACAACUCCAGCGGUAUUGCCACUGGCAAAUGUGUCAAGCUUUUUGCUGUGUGUUUGCGAAACAACGGGGAUGAUCAUGAUCAGGAUGCUAUGAAGAAUCGCGUUAGCAUGGAAAAUCCAUGCUACGAAAAGGUCGAGAGCAAAGAUGGCGAAGAAGAUGAUGCUAAGGAUCUCGCUAAUGGCAUUAAUCAACGGAGACGAUGGACUGAAGAAGAGCAUAAACUAUUUCUAAUUGGGUUGAAGAAGCUUGGAAGAGGUGAUUGGAAAGGAGUUUCAAGCAAUUUUGUAAUCACUAGGUCCCCCGCUCAAGUUGCUAGUCAUGCUCAGAAACAUUUUAUGCGACAACUUGAAGUAGCUCCAAAUGAUUCCCCAAUUUCACAUACAGAGAAAAGUGAUACUGAAAAGGCAGUAAAGGCUACUACAGCAUAUCAGCAUAAUGAGAAUCGAUUUCCACACAUCGCCAUGGGUAUUCCACCACUUGCUCAAAUGCCGCCCCCAGUAUUUGGUGAUCCAAAUUGUUGUAGGAUUCCUUCCACGGUGAAUUCUGCCAAUCAAAGUUAUUCAUCCCGGUUACCUGGAAGAACCUUGCUGAAUUAUGGUACUUGUGCUCCUGAUCUUAUUGAACCAUCCAAAUAUCCAAUAUUCCAUCACCACAGGCGUUCCUCGCACACAGUGAUCAUUCUCGAUUAG
Quercus robur (English oak) is the source of this 747-nucleotide messenger RNA. RefSeq names its product transcription factor KUA1-like. NCBI's taxonomy places the organism in Eukaryota, Viridiplantae, Streptophyta, Magnoliopsida, Fagales, Fagaceae. The transcript is spliced from 5 exons. The coding region runs from base 1 to 747 and encodes 248 amino acids. The record is from RefSeq and is a predicted model, not a curated record. Gene Ontology annotation, molecular function: DNA binding.